AUGUCCGAAGCCCAAGUCGAACAAGAACCCGAAAACUCAUCAGAAUUGGGACCACAAAGAACUGAACAGUCGAUUCAUCAUGAUCAACAACAUACUAGUAAGUCAGACCAGACUUUUGUUUUUGCUUUUGUUUUUAGUACGAGAUAUCACUGAAGAUAAAAGCAGUAUGUCUAUUUUAAUAAAGCCAGCGACUAAACUGACUGAUUUCAGCUGAAAUUGUCGAAGGAGAAGAGGGCCAUCUCCUUGAGUUGACAGACAAUGAUACGGUAGGCCAUACUAUGUCUUAUUCAUGAAUAAAAUUUCAAUUUUUAGCUUGCUGAUGAUGAGAUGUACGAAGAGAUUGUUGGAGAGGUGGCACAAGGCGAGAACGGAGAAUUCUACUUGGUAACCGACAACAAUGCGCCCGAUGUUGAUAUCGAAGGAGUCAGCAAAAUUCAAGUGGUUGUGAAUGAGAAUGGAACCGAAACCGUCAUCUUCCAAAACGACGGAGCCGCCGAAGUGCAGCCAGACGCUCAGAAGAUGAAUAACGAUCCGUAUGAAAAUGAUUUCGAUAUGGUUGAAGAGCAUCCGGAUAUGUACAUGAUGAAUCAAAUGGACAGUUAUAAUAAGGGAAGGAGGAAUCGGGUUUAUGGACAGGCAAGAUGCCCCGAAUGUGGCCAGACGUUUAUUAAUACAGCCAGAUUGGAGAGACAUUUGAGUGUUCAUCAGGUGAGAGGAAAAUUUGAUGAUGGAGAAUAUAAAAAUUUUGAUAUUUUGGUGUAAAAGGGUUUAAAAUCUCCUCUGUGGGGUCUAAAAUCAUCAAGGCUACUAUUUGAGCCAUAAAAAACUGCUUUCUUUUACUUUUUUAUGUUAUACUUGACACCAGAUGACUAAAAUUUUUAUUUUUUUUGCCAGUUUAGCCCCAUUUCUUAAUGAUUUUUAAUUUCUUUCAGAUUUUCGGCGCCUUCCUCUGUCAACUCUGCGGAAAGACCUACAAAUACGAGUACAAUCUGUUCUACCAUUGGCGCAAAACUUGCCGAGAUCUCCUCGAACUUCUUCCCGACGAAACCCGCAAAAGUAUGGACGUAAAUACCCUGAGGGAAGUUGUCGAAAAUGUCGCAUCUAAAAAGGCUGAUGUUGGCUCAAUAGAAUUUGGAAUAUCCAGUCAGCCGUUGCUUCGAAAUUUGGGUCUAAACCCUCCAAUGGAAGCCCGAGCUCAUAUGUAUGGGAAAAGAGGGGUGAUGUGCAAAGGAUGCGGGGUUACGGUGUUGGCCGCACAUUUGCCAAGGCAUUUUGCCGCUCAUAGAGGUCAAGUCGAUGUGGAGGAGCCAUCGGUAAGCUUUUUUGAGACAAAACUUUUUGAUUGAUAUCAAGUGUGAUAUAAUUUUUGAUGAAAACUCCUGAUUUUGAUACUGUUUCAGGUCGGAGGAGGCCAUUUCUGUGAUCUGUGUGGUCUAAUCUUCCGUCAUCGCGACAAUUUGUUCAAACAUUGGCGUGCCAAUUGCCCGGAAAUCCAGGCGAAUCUUCCGGACGACAACGACAUCCAAAUGGACGAUCAAGAUCUCAAGGCAAUGGUCGUGGAUAUCCUCAAGAAAUUCUUCGUUCACGGCGCAGAUCAGGCCCAAUCCAAUGAUUUGCAUCUGGAUCCACCGCCGAUUCAGAAAACCGAAGAUCGAGCGAGGGUUUUGGACAGCCUAACAGCUGAUUUGAAUGUGGAUUUGAGUGGGAACCCGUUGACGGAGGAGGCGGAAAUCUUGGAGGAGGAGGAAAAUCAGGACUCCAAGAGUAAUUUGUUCGAUCAGAAGUGGAUUGAGGAUCAUGUGAGUUGAGGUUGGGGGUUCGGAAAUGUCAUGGGUAAUAUAAAUUUUUGCGAAAAAUAGUGUAAUGCUUGAUUAUUUAAACGCGCAGAGUUAAAUGAAGCGUAUUUUAACAGCUAGGGUUGUCUUUUUUUAUUAAAUUUAACGGAUUUUUAACCUCAAAUUAUAAAAUUUUUGUCAUGGGUAAUAUAAAUUUUUUGUUGGUAUUGCAAAAUCUAUGCGUCAGUUCUAGCUCCCCGUUUCGUAUUUUACAAACAAUAUUUAUGCUGUUUUAUUUUUUGAUAUGUUUUUUUAUCUGACAUACAAAAAAAAUUUUUUUUUGAUCCAAGUACAACAUAAAUUUUUAGGGAAUUGUCUUCGCCGAUGACCUCAACGACACCCAAAUGCGUUCUCAACGCCUUUUCAGCUCUCUAACCCAACCGAAAUGGUCGAUUAACGGAGAUAUGGUCCAAUGUCCGGAGUGUUUCAAGUAAAUUUUUUGGAUUUUUGGCCAAUUUGGAUGAGAUUUUUUGUAAAAGUCGAUAAUUUUUAGAACAUUUAUGAAUAUCGGCCGCUUGGAGCGUCACAUGGCCGGCUAUCACGCCUCGAACGGCAGUCAUCACUGUGUUUUGUGCGGGAAUCGCUUCAAAUACGACUACAAUUUACUGUAUCAUUACCGUCGAAGCUGCGGUUACACGAAGGCGUUCAUCGACCGCGAUGUCAGAGAGCAAAUUGACUCGACCUCGCUGCGGAAAUUGGUUCGAAAUCUGGCCCAACGACAGCCAAUGUUGCCGCCGGCGGUCAGCGAACAGAACACUCAGCUGCAGACGGACUCGUUGAUCCACAAGGAAAUGCUGGCUGGAUUGAUGGUCAACUCCGAGAAUGUGGAGAACCAGGAACCCGAUGGGAGUGGAGCGAAACCACCGGUCACAAGAAUUGCACCGCAUAAUUUCCAACCCCAACGAACCGGAUUACCUCAUGGAUAUAAGUAAGCCAUGGAUAAGAUUGGUGUGUGGCGGGGUGGAAUUUGCAUUUAGUAGACGGAAAAUGAUGGAGAUUUAUUGUGUAGGGUCUGGAGAGUAUUUUGAGGUCGUUUUUAUGGCAUUUGGAGGAAAUUUUUAUAUUGUAGUAGGUAAAAUUUUGAAACUUGAAAGGGUUAUAUCUUGGUGGGGUUUGCAAAUUUUGGUGUGAGAUUUUCUGAAUGGUAUUAGAAGAGUGUGUUGUUUAUUUCCUGAAAAUUUUAGAAAAAAUUAUUAGCAUUUUUAUGUUACACUUGAUGACUUAGGUGGUCAUGUACAACAUAAUUAAAAAUUUUUUUUUGAUUUCUUGAUCAUUUGGCUCUUUUUUUAUUUGACAUAAAUGAUAAUGCGAUUAUUUUUCAGAUGUCCCCACUGUCAAGUUGUUUUCUAUGGCCGCACCGCCAUCUCCCUUCACAUGAGGAUGCGUCACAACGAAGAAUUCGUCGAUAAGGACGCCGCAGAAGCCGAAAAUCAAAAUGAUCUCAAUAAGGACGAAGACAGCGACCGUCCCGGUCUCCGUCGCUCGGCUCGUCGGCCAGCGCAACGAGCCAAACCUGAAGAAAUCGUCGAGGAAGUGAUCUCUGACCCAACUCCCCCAACCCAACCGGAACAACCCCCUCAAUUGGAGCCGGAACCCGAAUCAGAACCUCCCCCAGUCCCUGCAGUGCCUGGCAGAGUCCUGGAUGGGCAAGGAAAUGACAUCACGAAGACUGAAAUGGUCCAGGAAAUGAUCGCCUCCGGGCAGUUGCAUGUUAAUGAUGGAGAAGAUGUAAUUCUGGUCAUGGAAGAGGAGGGGCAGAACAUUGAUUAUUAUGAGAGGGUAAGAAAUAGUCUAGAAACAAAUUUUAUAUCGUAUUUUUUGUUUUUAAUAGUAAUUUUUAUAUUAUUUUAUAUUACAGUAUGAAGAAAUGGGCCCCUCAACUUCUCAAUCCCUCCCUGUCCAACAGUAUCCAACCAGCUCUCGAGUAACUCGAUCCUCCAGAAGAUAUCAACAGUACGAUCAUGAAGAAGUCGUCUCUCAAGAGGGUCAGGAAUAUCACCACUCUGUUCAUGUUACUCAAGAAGAUCAACAACAGGCCGGAUAUGAGAUUAGAACAAUGCAGGUGGAAGAAGAGGAAGAGGAAUGGCAUUCUCCAUCGAUCCUCGGAAGAAGAGGGGAAUCUGGAGGUAGAAAGAGAAAGGGUAAGGAGAUGAUUUUGGGAAGUUGGGGCAAGUGUAAUAUAAUUUUUGUCUCAGAUUGUGGUGUAAACUAUUUUAAAGGGGUUGUUUUCUCUAGGUAAGGUAGAAUUGACUUAAAUAUGGAGUUUUUUUGGUAUCUGUUGGUCAAGUGUAAUAUAAUUUUUGUCUCAGAUUGUGAUGUAAACUAAUUUAGAGGUUGUAUUUAGCCUAGGUAAGGUAGAAUUGGCUUAAAAUAUGGAAUUUUUUGGUAUCUGUUGGUCAAGUGUAAUAUAAUUUUUUUCUGGAAAUUCUUUAAAAUGCUUCUGGUGGUUGCUAGUAUUUUUUCUGAGUUGUAGUAAGACAUAUUGCGAGACGAUUUUUUGAUUUGGUUAGUUUUUGACAUUCUUUUAUCUACUACAAUAUAAUAUUGAUCAUCCAUUUUUAUUUUUUUUUCAGCCGUUCAAUCCGCCUCGCCUUCCAAACAACAGCGUCUUGAUCCCGCCGCAUACAGCCCCUCCGAAUCACCCCGCCGGAGCCUUCGCCAGCGCACAGUCAGCCGUUCCAAACUGCCGGGCGAAUAA
Molecule: messenger RNA, 4533 nt
Organism: Bursaphelenchus xylophilus (pine wood nematode)
Lineage: Eukaryota; Metazoa; Nematoda; Chromadorea; Rhabditida; Aphelenchoididae
Source: the annotation of a GenBank genome assembly